Molecule: messenger RNA, 1347 nt
Organism: Sparassis crispa
Lineage: Eukaryota; Fungi; Basidiomycota; Agaricomycetes; Polyporales; Sparassidaceae
Product: Pre-rRNA-processing protein
Exons: 7
Coding region: 1-1347 (448 amino acids)
Biological process (GO): DNA-templated DNA replication; rRNA processing
Cellular component (GO): nuclear pre-replicative complex
Molecular function (GO): protein binding
Source: RefSeq, a predicted model, not a curated record
AUGAACGUUUACAAUUUUCAGAAAGAUCAACUAGCACUGAAGAUUGUCCUGCCAGAAAAGCUCUCGAGCAUAGCCGUGGAUCCCAAGGGCGAUUAUUGCGCAGGCGGCACGUCGCAAGGGCGAAUGUAUUUCUGGGAGAUUGCUUCCGGCGUCAUGUACAACGCGUGGGAUGCCCACUAUCGCCAGGUGACCGUCCUCCGAUUUACGCACGACGGCUCUGCCCUACUAUCGGGCAGCAAAGACUCUGGUGUAAGCGUCUGGUCCGUGUCCAGAUUAUUGGAUGAAGAUCUACAGAACGAGCUCCCAACUCCCUAUUGCUCUCUUACAGACCAUACACUCCCUGUGACAGACGUUGUCUGUGGGGUUGGCCUCUUUCCGUCAUGCCGUGUCCUGACAGCAUCUGCCGACCAUUCUGUGAAGCUCUGGGAUCUUUCAUCGAAAUCGCUCCUCACGACGUUCGACUUCCCGCAACCUAUAUCAUGUCUCGCAUGGGAUGCGACAGAACGCCUCUUCUUGGCUGCGUCGGCCGACGGUUCAAUACACCAAGUCAACCUCUUCCGCCAGCGCGUGGACGAAUUCGAUCACGCGGCCGUGGAGGCCGUAGGGGGUGCUGGGGUGACCGACGUGAUUCGUAUCGACGACGAAGACCAGCACACUGCGAGAAAGCGGCUCAUUUCAGUCGGACAACCGGUGACGACGCUUUCGCUAUCUAUUACAUCGUCGCUCCUACUCGCGGGCACUGCAACGGGGCUCAUCCACAUCUACGACGUGACGUCGCAUCAACUACUCCGCACGCUGUCAACGCAUAAGGGGCUUGUCAUCACCCACCUCGCGACGCUCAUCCGGCCGUCAGAUCUUAUUGGCCAUAUAAGUUUGAGCAUGGCCGCAGGUGGGGAGGCGCGGGAUAGCGUGCCUGUGCGCACAGUUGCACCUUUUCAACGCAUGCGCGAUGCAAAAGCCAGAGAGGCCCAUGAGGUCGGCAUAAUCUUGCCUAUACAGAGUUCAACGAAAACCGAAGCAUUUUUCGAGUGCCCGAGGGAGGAACUGCUCCGAGACCACGCGUUCUUCGUGCAGUCUUCCAUUACAGGUGGUGGCGUAGAGCCUACUGGCGUGUCGCUGCAAUCUCGUGUCAACGAACUUGAAGACGAAGUUGUGAAACUGCGUGAGCAGCUCGGUAAGGCGAAGGGAGUGAACGACGUCAUUUGGGAGACGGUCGUACGGCAGAUGAUUGAGGAGUCGAAGGAGAAGGAGAAAGCGAAAGCAGUAUCACAAGCGGAUGCGCAACAAAACCAGGACGUGCAAAUGGAAGAAGACAGUGGGCGGAGGCGCAAAAGAGGACGAACAUGA